This is a messenger RNA of Nerophis lumbriciformis (worm pipefish), 5292 nucleotides long. RefSeq lists its product as uncharacterized. Gene Ontology annotation, molecular function: aspartic-type endopeptidase activity; zinc ion binding; nucleic acid binding. Gene Ontology annotation, biological process: proteolysis; DNA integration. NCBI's taxonomy places the organism in Eukaryota, Metazoa, Chordata, Actinopteri, Syngnathiformes, Syngnathidae. The record is from RefSeq and is a predicted model, not a curated record.
AUAUAUAUAUACAUAUAUAUAUAUAUAUAUAUAUAAAUGAAUGUAUUGUGUGUGUGUGUUUGUACAGUAUUUAUGUAUAUACUGUAUAUAUAUAUAUAUGUAUCUAUAUAUAUAUAUAUAUAUAUAUAUAUCUAUAUAUAUAUAUUGUGGAGUCUCACUCAGGCACCGCCUGACAGGUAGGCACCUCACAGGGGAGGAGCCAGGGCGUGGAGGCAGAGUGGAACACAGAGGACAACGCCCCAGCCUUGGCCACAUCAUCGAGGGGCGGUACUUUCCCCUGUACCUGCUCAAUCAGCCUGAAGUGCCACCAGCUGUGCGGCCAGGUGGGGUCCAGCUACAAACUGUUCUUAACUCUGCCUCAUUCAGGUCUGGCUCUCCUCUGUGUCAAGGCAGGUGCAUCAGGCGGUAAGUGAGACAUCCACUAUUUCCCCAUUAAUGACAUUAUUAGGGAAAUGUUUUCUGAUAUUAUGUUUUCUCUUGUUUGAUAGGCAAUGACCUUUGACCUUUAAGGAAGUGUGCUGUGUGAAGGACAGAGAGCCCCAGAUGGGAGAUAUUUAUGUUUAUUAUUGGACACUUUAAGUUUGCUGAUUCCACACCCCGCCCUUCCUAAAAACACUUGUACAAUAAAUGCCCUUUUCGGCUUGCUGCAAAACCAAUCCUGUGUCUUGGUGAGAAUCAGGUACCACAUAUGGUGGAGAACGCAGGUACUCUGAUUCACGUCAACCUCUGAUGAUGUCACACACGGAAGCACUGAGUGCUUUGCUAAAAAGCCAAGCUGAACUUCAAGGUGCGGUACAAGAAUUAGUAAAAAAAAUUGCUAAAGAUGUGGCUAGUACACGGCCACCCGCUGCAGUCCUAACUAAGUUAUCGGGUGAGGAUGAUGUGGAAGCCUACUUGGAGCUUUUCGAGCGCACUGCGGCCCGGGAGAAGUGGCCGGUAGCUGAAUGGGGAUCCAUUCUGGCACCUUUCCUCACUGGAGAAGCCCAGCGGGUGUGUAGCGACCUGGCAUUGGCGGAUGCUCAAGACUUUAAGAAACUAAAGAAAGCCAUUCUCGACAGCCAAGGGUGCAGUCUGCCUGCCAGGGCCCAGCAAUAUCACAACUGGACCUUCCAGCCCACACAACCCCCGCGACAGCAGGUAGCCGCACUGCUCCGCCUAACACACCGCUGGCUAACGACCGAAGGGAACCCCCCCUCUGUAGAUAGACUGGUGAUAGACCGCUGUAUCCGAGCCUUUCCGCCUGAUGCCCGGAAGUAUGCCGCACAAGUGAGCCCUUUAACUGUGGAGCAGUUGGUGGCGUUAUUAGAGAACCACCAAGUGAGCAUGGAAAUGCUGAGAGCCACCCGUAUGGAAACGGCCAGACCCACCGGGGAAGAGAAGCUAGGGCGCGACCGCCGAAGAGCGCCACCGCCAGCUCCAUCCCCACCCCGACCUCAGGGCGCUGCCCCCGAGAGACCCAGUUGGGCCCCACAUCGGAAAUGUUAUGUGUGUGGACACCCGGACCACAUGUCUUGGGCGUGCCCGGAACGUGACCGUGAUGUCUCCAUGGCCACAGCCCCCAGCUCAGAUGCAGGAAAACCAUGCCUCCACACGGGGAGUGGACGACGACAGCAUGCCAGCCUUCCAGUGAAGAUCGGGGGGACCGAUGCACAUGCAUUGCUGGACAGUGGGAGCGCUGUGACCCUGGUACAUGUUGACCUGGCCGGACCCCUCAGCGAAGACACUGUUCCAGUGACGUGUGUACAUGGAGAUGUCCGCCAGUAUCCGGUGAGCCAUAUACACAUUCAGACACCCCGAGGGGAUGCACUGGUAGCAGCUGGAGUGGUACCAAACCUGCCUGUUCCCCUACUCAUCGGGUCUGACUGUGUACUCUUUGGCCGUUACUGGACCCCGGGCUACAUUCCAAGUGCCGUUCCACGACAGCGUCGCCGUCGCAACAAUGGACUCAAAAAUAUGAGACCGCUUGCAGCCUGCCCCGCGUUUAGGCCCUCGUCAGAUGCCCCACAGAGUGACAGCUCGGCUGAAGAGGAGCGACGGGAGAGCAGGAAGGAGGAGGAGGAGGCAGAAGAGGAAGGGGACCCCUUUGUGGAGUUCCCCGUACCAGAAGAGAGCAUCAACCAAAAAACGGGCGAGUUUGCCACUGCCCAGUGGAAUGAUCAGAACCUCAGCUGGGCCCGACAGCAAGUAGUAGAAAUUGACGGACAGAAAUGUGAAGGGGUGAGUGCACUUAAUUCACCGUAUUUUCUGAUAAAAAAUGGCCUUCUGUAUAGAGGGGUGCUAACUAAGGGCAGGGACAUAAUUGAGCAACUGCUGGUGCCCAAGUCGUAUAUCUCCCGAGUGCUUUAUCUUGCCCACACUCAUCAGCUGGGAGCUCACCUAGGUAUACAAAAGACGUAUGACCGCAUAAUAACCCGCUUCUAUUGGCCCGGUGUGAAACGAGCCAUAGAAGACUUUUGCAAGGGCUGUCCUGAAUGCCAAAAGAAUGCACCGAGACCCACCUAUCGAAACCCCUUGGUCCCGCUCCCCAUCAUCAGCACCCCAUUCUCACGUCUGGCAAUGGACAUCGUUGGACCACUCCCAAAGUCAGCCAGAGGACAUCGCUACAUACUGGUAAUACUAGACUAUGCCACCCGAUAUCCUGAGGCUGUACCAUUACGCACAGCCUCAGCCAAAGCGAUAGCACAUGAACUGUUUAUGAUGUUUAGCCGAGUGGGAAUUGCCGAUGAGAUUUUAACGGACCAGGGCACAUGUUUUAUGUCACAAGUGCUAACCAUGCUGUACAAAUGGCUGAAAGUGAAACGCAUACGAACCUCUAUAUACCAUCCUCAGACAGAUGGCCUGGUGGAACGUUUCAACUGUACGUUGAAGAAGAUGCUAAAAAAAGUAGCCGACGAAGACGGGAAAGACUGGGAUCACCUCAUUCCAUAUGUCCUCUUUGCCAUCAGAGAGGUUCCCCAGGCGUCCACUGGCUUCUCCCCCUUUGAGCUUGUCUAUGGCCGACGUCCCCGAGGCGUGCUGGACAUUGCGAAAGAGACCUGGGAGAACCAACCCUCGCCACACCGCAGUGUGAUCGACCAUGUCGCCCAACUACAAGCCCGGGCUCGCAAAAUCUGGCCCAUGGUAAGAGAACAUAUGGAAAAAGCCCAAAGAGAACAGGCGAAAACGUAUAACAGAGGUGCCACACUCCGAGAGUUCCAAGUUGGGGAAAAAGUGCUGGUAUUAGUUCCGUCCAGCGAGUGCAAGUUCUUGGCCAGAUGGCAGGGGCCUUACGAGGUAAUUGAGAGAAUGGGCCCCGUCAACUACAAGACCACUCCCCCGGUACCUAUAGGAGAGGACCUCUCCCCGUCCCAAAAGCAGGAGGUGAAGGAACUUCUGGGACGGAACCAGGACCGCCUCUCGGAAUUGCCAGGAAGGACCCAGGCGAUCAAACAUGACAUUGAGACCAAACCCGGAAAGGUGAUAAGACAAAGGCCCUACCGAAUCCCAGAAGCCAGGCGGGCGGCUAUAAAAGAAGAGGUAAAGAAAAUGUUAGAACUUGGAGUAAUAGAGGAAUCUCAUAGUCCAUGGUCCAGCCCGAUUGUUAUUGUGCCAAAACCAGACGGGUCCCUGAGAUUUUGUAAUGACUUUCGCAAAUUGAAUGAGAUUUCACUGUAUGACGCUUAUCCCAUGCCCAGAGUAGAUGAGCUGAUAGAGCGGCUCGGACCUGCUCGUUUCAUCAGCACCCUGGACCUGACCAAGGGCUACUGGCAGGUGCCAUUGACGGAAAGGGCGAAACCUAAAACGGCUUUCUCCACACCCGAGGGGCUGUUCCAAUAUACUGUCUUACCGUUCGGGAUACACGGGGCCCCGGCAACAUUCCAGAGGAUGAUGGACCGAGUUCUACAGCCCCACCAAGAAUACGCAGCCGCCUACCUAGACGAUAUUGUGAUUCACAGCACCAGCUGGUCUCUCCAUCUCCAGCAUCUCGACGCAGUCCUAGGAGCCCUGAGACGUGCCGGACUGACUGUCAACGCUAAGAAGUGCCGAGUGGGUCUGACUGAGACUGAUUAUCUUGGCUACACCAUAGGAAGAGGCUGCGUAAAACCCCAGGCCCGCAAAGUGGAGCGCAUCAGGGAAUGGCCCCGACCCUUGACGAAAAAGCAAGUAAAAUCAUUUAUUGGCCUGGUAUCAUAUUAUCAAAAGUUUAUUAAAAAUUUCUCUACGAUUGCAACACCGAUGUAUGAACUGACACGGAACAAAUUGCCCCAUCAUGUCACCUGGACGGCUGAGGCCGAGACUGCCUUCAACAUGUUGAAGAAAGCCCUAAGUGAAGAACCGGUGUUGAAAGCCCCCGACUUCAGCCAGCCAUUCAUCCUCCACACUGACGCCUCAGGCACGGGAAUUGGAGCUGUGCUCGCCCAGCUCGUGGAUGGAGAGGAGCACCCAGUGACAUUUAUUAGUCGGAAGCUCCAGAGCCAUGAGCGAAACUAUGCCACAGUGGAAAAGGAGUGCUUGGCAGUCAAAUGGGCAAUACACCACCUCCGCUACUACCUAUGGGGUAGGACCUUCACCUUGGUGACAGACCACGCCCCCUUGAAGUGGAUGUCCACAAAUAAGGAUCGAAACGAUCGCGUCACACGCUGGUUCCUGGAACUACAGAAUUACCACUUCACCGUGGAAUAUCGGCCUGGGAAGGCGAUCCGACAUGCAGACGCCAUGUCCCGCCUCUAUGAAGAGGACAAAGAAGCUCCCGGACCGACCGGCGAGCUUAGGGGGGGGGAUAUGUGGAGUCUCACUCAGGCACCGCCUGACAGGUAGGCACCUCACAGGGGAGGAGCCAGGGCGUGGAGGCAGAGUGGAACACAGAGGACAACGCCCCAGCCUUGGCCACAUCAUCGAGGGGCGGUACUUUCCCCUGUACCUGCUCAAUCAGCCUGAAGUGCCACCAGCUGUGCGGCCAGGUGGGGCCCAGCUACAAACUGUUCUUAACUCUGCCUCAUUCAGGUCUGGCUCUCCUCUGUGUCAAGGCAGGUGCAUCAGGCGGUAAGUGAGACAUCCACUAUUUCCCCAUUAAUGACAUUAUUAGGGAAAUGUUUUCUGAUAUUAUGUUUUCUCUUGUUUGAUAGGCAAUGACCUUUGACCUUUAAGGAAGUGUGCUGUGUGAAGGACUGAGAGCCCCAGAUGGGAGAUAUUUAUGUUUAUUAUUGGACACUUUAAGUUUGCUGAUUCCACACCCCGCCCUUCCUAAAAACACUUGUACAAUAAAUGCCCUUUUCGGCUUGCUGCAAAACCAAUCCUGUGUCUUGGUGAGAA